GAACCCAAAUUGAAUGCUCGGCAAAAGAAAACAGUUGUAUUCUGUAAAUGUGCUUUUCAAGCGUAAAAAGCACAAAACAAGACAUUUGAAUCGGGCCCAACACAACUGAACAGAACGAUUUAACAGCACACAAAGGGAGAGAGACUGCUGGAGCAAGGCAUCAUGGAUCAGGACUAUGAGUGCAGGCUGCUCAGACAGAUUAAUAUCCAAAAUGAGAAUGCAAGCCCCGUUAAGGCGGUGGGAGCAGUGCGAUCUCUGACACCCACCAGCUCCCCCCUGUCCUCGCCUAGCAAGCAUGGUGAUCGCUUCAUUCCCUCCCGGGCUGGAGCCAACUGGAGUGUCAACUUCCAUCGCAUUAAUGAAAUUGAAAAGUCACACAAUCAAAACAGGAAAACCAAAGAUGGCACUACUGACAGCAACAAAGCGGAUGGUCUGGCUUACUCAGCUUUGCUGAAGAAUGAGCUGCUGGGAGCAGGAAUUGAGAAAGUCCAGGACCCCCAGUCAGAGGACCGCCGUUUGCAGCCAUCUACACCUGCAAAGAGGAGCCUUUUUAGUUAUUCUGUUAGUACUAAGAGGGCUCUGCCAGAAGAAGAUGGAAACACAGUUUCUCCAUAUUCUUUGUCACCUGUCAGUAGCAACAGCCAGAAAUUGUUACGUUCUCCAAGAAAACCUACACGCAAGAUUUCCAAAAUUCCUUUUAAAGUUCUGGAUGCUCCAGAGCUUCAAGAUGACUUUUACCUCAACCUGGUGGACUGGUCCUCUCUGAAUGUACUCAGUGUUGGACUGGGUACCUGUGUUUACCUGUGGAGUGCCUGUACCAGCCAGGUGACACGGCUUUGUGACCUCUCUGUAGAGGGAGACUCUGUGACAUCAGUGGGAUGGUCAGAGAGGGGUAACCUGGUAGCGGUAGGUACUCAUAAAGGCUAUGUCCAGAUCUGGGAUGCUGCAGCAGGAAAGAAGCUCUCUGUACUAGAGGGACACACGGCCAGAGUGGGUGCAUUAGCAUGGAACGCAGACCAGUUGUCGUCUGGGAGCCGUGAUCGUGUGAUCCUGCAGCGGGACAUCAGAGCUCCCCCUCUCCAGUCAGAACGCCGUCUUCAAGGGCACAGACAGGAAGUCUGUGGGCUCAAAUGGAGCACAGACCACCAGUUGCUGGCCUCAGGUGGAAAUGAUAAUAAGCUACUUGUGUGGAACCACUCGAGCGUCCUGCCCGUUCAGCAGUACACAGAGCACUUGGCAGCGGUGAAGGCGAUUGCCUGGUCGCCUCAUCAGCACGGCCUGUUGGCCUCUGGAGGUGGCACAGCCGACCGCUGCAUCCGUUUCUGGAACACUCUGACAGGCCAGCCCCUGCAGUGCACCGACACCGGCUCUCAAGUCUGCAACCUGGCCUGGUCCAAGCACACUAAUGAGCUGGUCAGCACACAUGGUUAUUCCCAGAAUCAGAUCCUGGUGUGGAAGUAUCCCUCUCUAACUCAAGUGGCAAAACUCACAGGACAUUCUUACAGAGUGCUCUACCUGGCCAUGUCACCUGAUGGAGAAGCCAUUGUGACCGGGGCUGGAGAUGAAACGCUUAGGUUUUGGAAUGUUUUCAGUAAAAUGAGAUCCACUAAGGAAUCUGUCUCAGUGUUAAACCUAUUCACCAGGAUCCGGUAGUCUGAAACGGAGGGAACAAAGAAAGGAAGGGAAUCUUCAGAGAGCCCCCUCAACUGCCCUUAGUUUUAUUUAGCCAGGUUGUAGCUGAAGGUGGCAGGAGGUGAAGAGAUGCACGGCCUGACUGUCGAGGGCUGAAGAGAUGCUCACAGCUCACACAGUAAAACUCUUCCUCCUGAACGAUGGAGUCACUGCCUCCUCCAACAGACCUGUGAUCACAAAUGAUUGGAAGUUUCAGGGCUGUUUGUUUUGUUUACAAAGUGAAAUUGUGCAUACCUGCCAAAAUUGAGUUUGUCCUUUUGAUUGUCUAUUUAUUUUUUUGCUCUUCUUUUUUUUUUAAACAUAUUCUUCCAAGUGUGUUUGUGUGAAUGGCUGGUAGUUUUACUUUCAUGUCCAUAACUGCAGUUUUCAGAUUAAUCUCUGGAGUAACUUUUGUUCAAGGUCAUGGACAAAGAUUAAUUUCUUUUUUUUGUUGCUGUUUUCUUUAAAGGAAAUAAUAUCUUGUGGACACUGGAUUCCAUGAAAAGAGCCUGAUCUCCUUUUUUUUAAAAAAAAUCAAACAAUUUUAUUUUAGUCCAAUGAAUGAACACAUUAUUGUUUCAAAGUCUCAAGAUAAAGAAGAAAACGACUUUUUGUAUAUCAGAAUAAGUUUCUGAAAUAAGUCACAUUUUUUGUGACUUAUGUGGAAGUUGUUCACUUACCUUUUUUUUCCAUCUCUGUCAAUUGCAAAAUCAGGCUAAAAAAAUAAAUCAGAACUGUUUGGCCACAUCAGUGGAGUUUGUAACCACAACUUGAGCGUGUAGUAAGAAAACGUGAUUAAACCAGACAGUGAAACA
Melanotaenia boesemani (Boeseman's rainbowfish) is the source of this 2486-nucleotide messenger RNA. Its product is annotated as fizzy-related protein homolog. Bases 163 to 1653 code for a protein of 496 amino acids. Gene Ontology annotation, biological process: anaphase-promoting complex-dependent catabolic process; positive regulation of ubiquitin protein ligase activity; positive regulation of anaphase-promoting complex-dependent catabolic process. The record is from RefSeq and is a predicted model, not a curated record. Gene Ontology annotation, molecular function: anaphase-promoting complex binding; ubiquitin ligase activator activity; protein binding. Gene Ontology annotation, cellular component: anaphase-promoting complex. NCBI's taxonomy places the organism in Eukaryota, Metazoa, Chordata, Actinopteri, Atheriniformes, Melanotaeniidae. The transcript has 14 exons.